Messenger RNA from Larimichthys crocea (large yellow croaker), 2148 nucleotides. RefSeq lists its product as uncharacterized. The record is from RefSeq and is a predicted model, not a curated record. The transcript is spliced from 4 exons. The coding region runs from base 175 to 1785 and encodes 536 amino acids. NCBI's taxonomy places the organism in Eukaryota, Metazoa, Chordata, Actinopteri, Sciaenidae.
GGAGCAGUGCACUCUGCUGGACGGCAGACGCAUCGUUCAUCACGCCGACAUGUUUUUAUAGAAGAAGGGAUCAGAUUGAGCUUUUCAGCCCCCACUCAUGAUGAACCCACCACCACCGUGUUUCGCGUGAACAGCCCACUCGCCCGUUUUCAUUGGCGCCUCCUGUACGCGGGGAUGGGCACAAUUCUGCAGGAGCGAGUGGCACAACAAUGCCUGGAGAGGACCUCCAUCAGGGACAGGGAAAAGAAGAAGAAGGCGUCGUGGAGCAACAACAGGCCGAAUGUGUCCAGCAAUAAAAUGGGCAGACGGCAGUCACAGAGGAAGUCACUGCAGCCACAGUUCAUGUCUCCAAGCCAAGAAAAUAAUAAUGAGAAGAGGCUGCAGCAAAGAAGAAAGCACAAGCCCAACCUCCCCUCAAUCAAACGCAAUACUUCUCAACACAGAGCUCAGGGAACCUCAGAGUCAAAGUCCCAUCAGCUGUCCCCUGCAGAGGACAGGAUGGAGUCAAAGGUGCAGCAGGCUGCUCGGCCCUGUAGCCGCAGAGAACACAAGCACACGGGAGUGAGAGGGAGCAGACACUGCCACAUCCUGACUGAUUCAAGUUCUGCCCUGCUGGAGAGAAUGUCACUAAACCCAGAGGUAGGAAGUCUGAGCGGCCACGGAGAAGGCGACAGUGACAGUGACCUGUCUGAGUCAGAGAGACUACCUGUGUCGCCCUCUGGUCGGGUUCCUCCACAGCUUGAGCUUAGACCAGAGGUCAUCGAAGCUGAAGACUGCUCCUCUCACAGCCGCAGGCCCAGAGGACGAGGCAAUGGUGGUUUUGACUUCCCAGACUUCCUCCCUCCACCUUUUAACUCCUGGAGCCUCAGUCAGCUGGCUGUCUUCUACAACACGGACGGCCGGGGGGCCCCUCGGCCCAGGCCCGUGGGCCCUUUGGAAAGGUACCUGGACAGGCUGCUGCAGCUGGAGUGGUGCCAGAUUCAAACAGUCCAGGAGGAGACUGGAGGGAAGUCUGCAGUGUCAGAUGUUACAUCCAGCUGCCACAGGCCACCCACUGCUGCUACGUCACGCCUCAGCUCUCCAAAGUGCAUCCUCCAGUGUCAGCGUGCCUUCCCCCUCACCUUCCUCUCCUCUCUGGCCAGCCACUCUGCCCUUCUCUCCGGCUGUGCCUGCACCCUCUGCCGGAUCCGCUACUCCACUUCUAGCAUGUCAUGCUGCCGCUCCACCCACAGCCACACCCGUCAGUCCAGACUUAGUCCAAUGCUGGAGCACAGGGGGGCAACCUCACUUCCUAAAAGGAGCUACAGUGAGAGCCGGGUGCACUCCUCAGACAGGAGCCCUGCAUCCCAGGCUCAGAGGUUCAGCAGCCCUGUGAGGACCAACAGCCACCUGAGGAGAAUGCAAGCCUCAGGCAAUAUCCGCAACCCGGUUCAAGGUGCUAAUAUGAAGCCUCAUACCACUGCCAGAGACUCUAGUGUCAGGGCUGGGAGGGAGCGUUUGGGAGCAUGGGGGGAUGUGUUGGGCUACAGGACAGAGGGGUUUAGGAGGAGGAGCGGCUCAGAGCAGAGAAGAGCGGGAGCAGAAAGACAACAAGGUGCAGCAGAGAAAAGACGGAGUGGUUCUGAGUGUAGGAGAGGAGGAGCUGAGCGGAGGAGAGCAGCCGAGCUCAAGGAGCAGGAAAUCAAACCCGAUGCUGUCACUGCAAUAAUGGACAAUUUACCCGGGUCCAAAAAUCCCUCUGUGAACAGAGCGAACAGAGUCAAGCAGGUCGAGUUUGUUACAUAACAGCAACUGUGUAUGCCACAGCUGCAGUCAUCACACUCAAUAUGUGAUUAUGAAUGUAUAUUUCAUUCAUUUGAACAGGUCACAGAAAGUGUAGCAAGAUUUUUGCAUCUGUGGAUGUUGCAUUUUUGAUUUCUUUGUUCGCAGCUAGUUAUCUAUUUAUAUUUACACGAUUGUGUUUAAUCUGAAUCUGCAGUCAAAUAAGCUAACACAACAGUGGAUGUACACACUCACUACUGAUCAUACAUAAAUCUUAUGUAUGUGGAUAUUUAUAUAUUAUUAUAUAAGUCCUUUCUGUUGUUUUUAAAUCAACCCAGUAAGCUAUGAAGUAUAUCCAGUAUUUGUAUGCAGGGUUUUUCACACACA